GUAUCGCUCGCCGGUUUGCUGACUCAUGUGACGGCCUACUAUCGUGCAGCAUACGAUGUGACCGGCGCUGUGGUUGCGGACGCUGGCAACUUGACGGCGGGCGGCAAGGUCGGUACAUACACGGUUUUGCUGCAGGUCCUGAACCCGGGACUGGGCGAUCUUAAGCUCUUGUUGGAGUGCUGCGGAGACGCCCGGGACUACGCCAGUGAGAUCGCCAGCAAGGUGAACCUGAACGCCAUCCAGGGCAGCGACCAGGAGGAAACCAUCCGAAAGAACUACGUAGGCGAUGGCAAGUGCUCCGCUCCAGGGCCUAUCGCAUCCUUGGCGAAGAAGGGAGACAAGAAGUGCAACUACGUCUACAGCUUUGCGAAUAAGGCCUGGAAGCAGUAUCAGUACACCGCCCAGUGCAUCCCCAGCGACGUUUGCGCGGUGGACGUCGUGGGCGCUACCAAGGGACUCAAAGUGGCCUACCCGGUGGUGAUCCAAAUUCUGAACCGCAACGCCGGCGACCUCUUCUACGCCGGCCAUGGACCCAUCGGCUCCUGCCUGGAGGGAAUGAAUCAAGUGAACUUGGCAAACGUGGAAGCCAAAAGAGAGGAAACUUCCAUCAAAGUCUUCGGGAAGACGAUCCCCACCGGCUUCAAAGAGGUCAUGCACAUCGAGGGCAUGAAGCAACUCCAUGUGACAGAUGCUCGGUACCGACACCUGAUUUACCGGGCCAAGGCUUGA
Messenger RNA from Cladocopium goreaui, 729 nucleotides. NCBI's taxonomy places the organism in Eukaryota, Dinophyceae, Suessiales, Symbiodiniaceae. The record is from the annotation of a GenBank genome assembly.